AUGACGGUACUUAGCAAUGGUGAGAUCGAAAAGAGCAAAGAUCUUAUCCGAUACUUCCUUGAAAAGCUUCUCAACAGUGAAGUAGAAGCGUUAUGCGUCGUUGAAAGCGGUAACUCAAAAUGGGCCUGUGGAUCCAAAAAACUGUUGAAUAAAUUAACAUCUGGAAGCUUACGAACCCAGCCUGACGACAGGCUUGAAGAGAUCUACGUGGCCGACAACAACGAAGAGCUGCAACAAGACGAGGAAGUCUUUACCGCAGAUCAUCUUUUCGAUUCGGAAUGGAAAUUUAGCGGUGGUGGUGCUUUUCUGAUAUCGACAGAUGAAAUUCGCAAGCGCAAGUCAAUCGACAGUAGCUCGAGCUCACGUGACUCAAAGUCGAAGGCGGCGAAAAUCGCAAAAUCAGUGUCCAGCAAUAACGACGAAUCAGAGGAAGACAUCUCUAUUAAGCCAUUUGUUUGCAAUCGAUGCACCUGCGGCUUUUCAACUAAAGACGAAUUGAAAAACCAUUGUUGCAAUUACGCCGACCCAAAGCCUUUCCAUUGCGACAUUUGUAUGAAGGGCUUCUCGACCAAGUCAAACAUGCAGCGCCAUAGAAAUAUUCACACGAAGGAAAAGGUCUUCCAAUGCACCCAGUGCAGCAAAAAAUUCUACGACUCUGGAAACUUAAAAGGCACAUUGAAGGAGUUCACUCUACAAAGGACAUUCUCGCACCACAACGAAAUCCUCCCAUCGGAAAACGAAAGCAGUCGCUCUCCAAGCUCUAUCCUCAAGCUUGACGAUAUGAGCAUGGAUGACAGCGAGCAGCAGGAAGAAAUCGAUACUAAGCCCGUUGAAGGAGAGACAUUCAACUGCGACAAGUGCUUACUGAGGACGAACAAAAAGAGUGAGAUGCUGGAACAUCUCAAAAGCGCCCACAGCGGUGAUGGCAACCAACAUUGCGUGCGUGUUGAGCAGCCAAUGCCAGAAACCUCAAAUGCAGAAGGCACAUCUGACGCCCAAAAGAGCUUCAAUUAUAAGCUAUUCUUUUGUGACUUUUGCUGGAAAGAAUUCACAUGGAGGGCGAACCUUGUCAGGCAUAUAAAUAUCCACACACACGCAAAGAGCUUUUUCUGUAGCUUCUCACUUUGCAAAAAGUCCUUUAGCUCGCAUACAUCAUUACGAAGACAUGAACAAAAACAUCAAGGCGUACACUAUAGCUGUUCGAAAUGUGUACGACUAUUCAACGAUCCAUCAAACUUACGGAGACACGAGGCCUCAUGUACAGGCAGUGGCGAUCCAGCUGACGAUAUCAGCGAAGAGAAACCCUCUACAAGUGUGAAGACUGCGAUUAAAAUGAAGCAGGAGAAAAAAAGUGAUGUGAAAGAGGAAGUCGAUCAGAUGAAGCCCCAUCGCUGCGGUUACUGUAAAAAGUCGUUUGGACGAGCGGAAAGACUUGAAGAGCAUCUACGUACUCACACGGGUGAAACUCCCUUUACAUGCGAUAUUUGCGGCAAGGGCUUUACGACGAAACACAACCUCAUCCGUCAUCGGAAUAUCCACACUUUGGAGAAGAAAUACACUUGCGAGUAUUGCAACAAAUUCUUCGCCGACCCUACCCAACACAAAAGACAUCAAGCUACUCACUUAUCGAGAGGAGCUCAAGUCAAGCGAAAUGUUAAAGGUUCCAAAAAGAGCGACAUGGAUGUUCCUUUAUCGUUGGUGAUCCCCAAUUUCUCGUGA
Molecule: messenger RNA, 1719 nt
Organism: Oikopleura dioica
Lineage: Eukaryota; Metazoa; Chordata; Appendicularia; Copelata; Oikopleuridae
Source: the annotation of a GenBank genome assembly